Eremothecium cymbalariae DBVPG#7215 is the source of this 1083-nucleotide messenger RNA. It is a transcript of the gene CDC123, whose product is annotated as cell proliferation protein CDC123. The record is from RefSeq and is a predicted model, not a curated record. The coding region runs from base 1 to 1083 and encodes 360 amino acids. Gene Ontology annotation, cellular component: cytoplasm. NCBI's taxonomy places the organism in Eukaryota, Fungi, Ascomycota, Saccharomycetes, Saccharomycetales, Saccharomycetaceae. The transcript has a single exon.
AUGAAUGACGAGUGUAAUUUACCUGUAGAUAUUCCUGUUACAAAAAAGCAGAUCGAAAACUGUAUCUUUUCUCAUUGGUAUGGUAAAUUUAAAGGUCAUACUCCAAGAGCAGAGAUAAUAAAGCCCCUUCCUAUAUCUUUUAUUAAGUACCUGGAGCAGGAUGGUAUUAAACUACCGAUGGAUAAGAUGGAAAAUUCAUACUAUAAUCAGGAUUUGGAACUGACGGUGGAUAAUGACUAUAGCGACUGGGAGGAUGCCAAGGAUGAGCGGGAUGAUGACAAGCACUCCACAGAUGGAAAUGAAUCAACGAUAGACCCGCUCAGUGCUUUCCCAGAGUUGCACGAGCAGCUCAAGAAGGUGAUAGGAAAGUUUAAAUCAGUGAUGCCAAAGUUGAACUGGUCGGCUCCAAAGGAUGCCACGUGGAUAUUACCAAACAACAGCAUGAGAUGUAGCGAGGUCAACGACGUAUAUUUGCUGCUGAAUGCCUCCAACUAUAUUAUGUAUGAUCUGCAUCAUGCGUUUGAAGAGUGUAUUGCAGAGGAGGGGGGAAAUCAUGCAGGAUCUGUGGAGUAUGAACUUAUUCUCAGGGAAUGGUUUAAUAUAAAUCCAGCCCUAGAGUUUCGAGUGUUUAUUCGGGACGGCAUGAUAUUGGGUGUCUCUCAACGGGACCUGAAUUACUACGACUACCUUGCUACGCUAAAGGAAAAAUUGAAGGGUUCGAUUAAAAAGUUUGUUUAUGAAGUUUUAUUGCCAAGAAUUCAGGAUCAAGCUAUAGUGGUGGACCUCUAUAUUCCAAGAGCAUUCGACAAAGUUUGGUUAAUUGAUAUGAACCCAUUUUCACGGAGAACUGAUUCACUGAUGUUCGGUUGGAAUGAGCUACACAAUACCCACCGUGUUGACGGAAGUGAUUUUGAAUUGCGCUUAAUGACAGAACACAAUAUCGGUAGAUUUGCGACUAAGGAACACUCAGAACAUCAUGUUCCAACUGACAUUUUAGAAGCAAGCCUGAACACCGAAACCCUAAGGGAAUUAACUAGUAAGUGGAAGGAACUAUUAUCUUUACAGGAGGAUGAAGAAUCUUAG